Messenger RNA from Paramuricea clavata, 12920 nucleotides. NCBI's taxonomy places the organism in Eukaryota, Metazoa, Cnidaria, Anthozoa, Malacalcyonacea, Plexauridae. The record is from the annotation of a GenBank genome assembly.
AUGCGCAUUUUCUUUGGUAUUGCAGAAGCACGUGAAGGAUUUCUCAUCCACCAGGCUGCGCAAAACAAAUGCAUCUCAAUUGAAAAUGAAAAGAUCACCGCAAAAUCGUGCAACCCAAUGACGGAUAAUCAAAGAUGGCGGUGGACACAAUAUAACCAACUUCAAAAUAUUCUCAAUCAAACAUGUCUCAGCGUACGUGAAACAGCAGUAGACUGGGUCCGCUUGAAAUUGUCCACGUGUAAUCGCCAUAACAAGUAUCAAGUGUGGGUGUGCGUAAAUGACUUAGUCAGGUUAAAUGGCACAAUACUAAAUGUAAAUUAUGGCAAUGCCGAAGGAAGAGACAAUGUUGUGUUGUACCAGGGGACUUAUCAGUUUAGUAAGUGGAAGGUCUAUGGAGAAAACGUGCGUGUAUGCGAAAAACGGCCGCAAGGUAUAUUGAAGAUAAGUAGAGAUGUCAUGUGUUGCACGCUUGCAUCAUUUCCAGGAGCGAGUUUUGACUCAGUAGUUGUUAGGGCAUGUGCACAUGCUUUUAACUUUUGCGUCCCUGGUGUGGGUCUUGCAUUACUUAAUGUAUUUGACUCCGUUAUAGUUUUUUGUCUUAGUCUUGUGUUGAAAGAGUGCUAUCAUGCAGUUUGACUCUACGAAACGCCGCAGCAUUUCUUUGGGUAAUCCAGUUUUCACUUCUAGUUAAAAUAAACAAGUCGAGAAUGGCCAUUAAUACUAGAAGUAGAAUUUAAAAGGAACAGACCUGUCCAGAUCUGAUAGCGUUACUUCUGAUAAUGAAUAAAGUAAAAAUGGAACCAACCCACAAAUUUAAAGCUUUAUUUAAAAAAAUCAAUCAGUUUUCACAACAUUCUUGUCAACUGUGAACUAUCCAACUUCUUUACCGGAUCCAAGCACAAAGAAAGUGCAUACCAAAAAAACUACUUUUUACCCACAACCUUGGAAAUAUCAAGAUUUUGUUGGCAUCUCACUCGAUUGAAUAAUAUUUGAAGGAUUUUGUACUGUAAAUAGAAAUUAUCGAGUGUAAAUUUUAUAUAAAUGUAUAUCAGAUUAUUGGUAACAUAGUUUCUCUUUUAACGAGUAUUUUCUUUGGUAUUUAGUACAAGCAGGUAAAGGAUUUCUCAUCUACAACAUUGCGCAUGACAAAUGCAUCUCAAUUGAAAAUGAAAACAUCACCACAAGAUCGUGCAAACCGUUCAUAGAUAAUCAAAGAUGGCGGUGGACACAAUAUAACCAACUUCAAAAUAUUCUCGAUCAAACAUGUCUCAGCGUACGUGAAACGCCAGUAAACUGGGUCCGUUUGAAAUUGUCCACGUGUAAUCGCCAUGACAAAUAUCAACUGUGGGUGUGCGUAAAUGACUUCGUCAGGUUAAAUGGCACAAUACUAAAUGUGAAUUAUGGCAAUCCCCAAGGAGGAGGCAAUGUUGUGUUAUACGAGGGCAUUCAGGGGUGGAGUAAGUGGAGAGUCUUUGGAGAAGACGUGCGUGUGUGCGAAGAACGGAAAGGUAUGUAGAAGACUAGGAUACCAAACGGAAGCGAAGUGCUGCCCGUUAAAGAUAAUUUCCACUCCUUUCUGCGCAUCAGUUCUGCUCGAAAAAAGGGGGGCCCCCAUGGAUAUAAACAUUCCCCAAAUUUUGCAUCUUUCGAACUUUUUUGAAUUGAAACGUAGAGUAACCAGAAAAGUGUUAGAUAUUCAGUUAGUAUAUCAUAUUUUACAAAUAUAGCAGUUCAAAACGUAAGCAAAGUUCGCGCAUGAGCAUAGAAGUGGACAUCAUCUCUAGACUCCUCAUAGGGAUAACACAGAGGAAAAUAAUAUACACUUAAUAUCUGCUUCCGAGCGAAAUAGUUUGUUUUGUUUUCCCAAGAAUCUCAAUGUUUCCCGAGAUGAAGUCGAGGAAAUUUGAAUCUUGUUUUUAAUUGUUUUUUUAUAUGCCCGUGGCCACCAGGUGUUCAUGUGAUCGACUUCAUUCUUUGACUUGUUUUGUAUUCCUUCUUUCUAUACGUAAUGUUUGAAGUUCAGUUCUGUUUCUUGUUAAAAUUAAUGGCAAUGCAUGCGAAUCAUUAAUUUGUAGUUACAUGUAAAUACUGUAUAAUGCUUUGACACUUAAAAAAUAGAAAUCAUUUUCCGUGUUUCUAUAGAGUUUUAGUAUAAAUUUCCAGGUGACUAUUGAUUUUUCUGCAUUCUGAUUGGUCAAGAUUCACUGUUUCUGAAGUGAUAGUCACUGGUCAGUGACUAUAGCUUUUUUUUUUCAAAAUGGCUGCUCGUUUUACCGUAGUAACAGAAGAGGAAAUUGCCAAAAUUAAAGAAGAUAGCAUUCCGAAAAAAACCAAACAAGCUACAAAAUAUGGUUUAAAAAUAUUUCAAGGUAAAAUAUUAAAGUUUACGUGCUUUUAUUUGGAAAAAAACUGGCUUAGUCGCAACCCGACACAGAGCUGUGUCUGAGAUUUAAAUUUUGUAAACAAACUAUUUAUAGUGAAAAUAAAUGUAUUUGAAGUGAAUUUUUAUAAAGUUGUGUGGAUUAUUGUUUGUAAACACCUGAAAAUUUUUACUAAAACAAUUAGUCGCCUCAGGCUCGGUGAUUACAAGCCUAUAUUCACUUCGCCUUCGGCUCAGUGAAUAUAGGCUUGUAAUCACCUCGCCUUCGGCGACUAAUUGUUAAAUAGAAACACUUGUGGAAGUUUGGGAGAAACGAUAAAUUGGGUGGAAACACAAACACGAAGUGCAAGUGUUUCCACACAAUUUCGAGUUUCCCUCAAACUUCCACAAGUGUUUCUAUAACUCUAUAGGAAGACGGAAAAUUGUUUUCUAUUUCUUCUAAACAGCCUUUUAAAAACAACAAAAAAGAUAAAUUUAUUGAUUUUAAUUACAUUCACCCAAAUAUUAAUUCUAUCUUAAUAUACGUUCGUGUAAAGAAUAAUUAAAGCAUAGCCAAGUAAACUAGAAUACAUGCAUGCUGCAAGCCUUCGCCUAUAUUUUCCAAACACUGAAUUAGCAUGAAGUAUUCGGGAAUGGCCAACAUUGAACGCAGGCUCGCGUUCAAGUGUUGCCAUGACAACACGAUAUUUUUAAAUUUUCAAUUUUUCAAUAUUUUUUUGUACAUUUUUUUGAAAUGUUCAUUCAACUACUAAACUACAUUUGCCGAUAAACUGUUUUAUUUACUUAAUGAAACAUUAAGUUCAAAUUGUUAGCCAGUAAGGUAAUUUCAGUGCCGUCUUCAAAUCAAUUUGCCCUCCUUUACAUUUUAAUUUUUUUCUUAUAUUAAACAGGUGGUAACUUAGGAAACUCACAGCUUUGUUGGAAAGGAAAACAGUUCAUGUUUUAGGCAAAAAGUAAAGCCGUAAAGCAACAAAAUUCAUAAACAUUAAACAUUCAAACAAACUUGCCCCAUAUUUCACAUUUCCCAUAGUAAAUAAAUUCUUCUCAUUUCUUCAAACAAAAAUUAGUUCAAAGCUCUUGUAUAUGAACGAUUUUCCAAAUAUUUGUCUUUGAAAAUUGAAAUUUUCCUUAUUUCACUCGUGGCAAUUUGCCAUAUUUUUGAGAUCAGUGAGGAGGUCCACCCUUGAUCAUAGCCAUGCGCCCACGAUAUUUGAUGAACUUUAGACUUCGCUAGUGCGUUCCUUUCCCCGGGUGUAAAUGGCCGGACGGAAUUAGUACCCUUGCCCCGGGCUUACCCCAGGAACGGCGCUCCGCGCCGUUGGCUCGGGGACAAGUAUAUCUCUGUCAAAACAACAGACAACACUUUUUAACAGGCUUAAAUCGCUUAAUACUUUAUUAAAGUAUAUGGUUCGCUCAACAACGUACAUGCUUGCAAAGAAAGCAUUGUCAAUGCUGCCAUUGUUUUAAAUAGUUAGUAACGUUUAAACAUGAUUAAAAACGAUAGUAAACAUGAUUAAAAACGUUGCGAGGAAAUAUUUAUUUUAAAAAAGACAAAGUAAAAUUAAAAUAUCUUACCUUGAUAAACAGUCAAACGGAUACAACGUAUGCUGUAUUAUACUUUGUACUUUAGGUCUUUGUUUUCUAAGUUUGCCAGCGUUGCCUUUUUUGUUUGUAAAUAUUGUUUGUAUUUUGUCUUUUAAAAUCCCACGCAAUCCACCCAACCCGCGUGAAAAUUCCCUGCGUUUCUAUCGAGUUAUAGAAACACGGGUUUUUUUAGCUUUUGACCAAACAGGGUCCAUGUUUUUAAAAGGCUAUUUUAUAAUUACCAAUAGUAAACAUGAAACAAUGUUUAAUGGAACAUGUGGGCGAGGGGUUGUUACAUGCAUGUAUUUCUAGUUGCACUAGUAUUGACGCAGCAGUAUGAAAUGAUGGAAGGUGUAAAGUUAACAAGCUAUUCUAUUAUGCUGUUUUAUUGUGCUAGUUUACCAUGUUUUUGCUUAAUACAAUUUCUAGCAACAUCAACACCAGGAGGAAAUACGACAACACCUUUUACAAGGACACUACAUACAACUACAGGUAAGUACUUGUAGAUUGAAUUUGUUAAAAAAUAAAUUAGAUCUUCAGAAAAUCUUUCUGAUCGCGUAUACCCUAGUCGUGAAGGACUGUUACAAUUAAGAGGGUCCUAAAGAAGAGUCUAGAUCCCAUUUCCCAGUGCUCUUUUUUCUAAAUUUUUUACCAAAUCCAAAUCUAAUUUUUUUACCAGUUUUUUACCAAAUCUUAGUUCAAGCUGUAAACUUUAAAGGCAUCUAUUCCUGAUCCUACCUCUUAACUACAUUUUCCCCACAAUUUUGUAGAUUAUAAAAUUUGUAGAUUGUAAAAAAUACUCGAUUCUGAUUGGCUAAGAGGAGUACAUUUUGCAAAGCAGUACCAAGAAACAAAAUAGUGCCAGAAAAUACGGUGCCAAAAAACGAAAUACGAGCAAGCGCCAAAACAAAAGACAUUUCGAUUUAAAGUUUCGACUUUUGACAUUCGAAAACUUGUAUUUAGUUGUUGUGCCAUUCAAAUGAGUGACUAAAUUAUUCAUUUCGCACCUGUUUAAUGCAUGCAAGUUACAAUGAAGUAAACUUUUUUCAUCAAUAUUAUUCAUACUGUACUUAGUAAUAGUACAUUCCUUCGUCCAAUUUAGCGGAAAAACAAAGCUCGCGAGCAAAGAAAACCUGCGUUCAGUGUAAUGUUGCAGUCAAUUAAGGAUGCUUCAUGUUGAAAAAAUGUUUGGAACAUGUGGGCGAGGGGUUGUUGGAUGCAUGCAUGCAUGCAUGUAUUUCUAGUUGCAAUAGCAUAAAUGCAACAGUAUGAAAUGAUGAAAUGUGCAAAAUUAAUAAGUUAUUCUAUUAUCCUGUUUUAUUGUGCUAGUUUACCUUAUGGUUGCUUAAUAUAAUUUCUAGUAACAACACCACCAUGGGGAAAUACGACAACACCUUCUCCAGUUACAUCACCUACAACAGCAGGUAAGUGCUUGAAUAUUGAAUGGUUAAAAAAUAUAUUAAAUCUUCAAAAAAUCUUCCUGAUCGCGUAUACCUCAUUCGUGAAGGACUGUUACAAUUAAGCUGGAUUAGUGCUAACCCCGGGUUACAAUUUUACGCGCUGUUUUGGUUUCAUCUUGCAAUUUAUUAACAAAAAUCUUGUCAUCUCUUGCCGACGUAUAGUAACAUGUUCAGCAAAGCGAACCUUUCGAUAAAGUUCCAGAUUAUAUGAAGCUCAAUCUUCGUUGACAAAAAACCCUCUCUUCUCUUUUAACUUUCUACGAUUUCUAAUUAUAGAACCUUUUCCUUAGCACGAUAACAUUUGAAUUUAACAAAGACAAGAAACAGGACGAGUUCUGUUGCAAAAAAAUGAGACAGCUUCAUAGCAAUAUUCUUCAUCAAUUUCUUCAAUGCCAGAUAUUCUAUGGUUAUACUUUCAGGAGUAUUGUUCAGCAGCAUUUACUAGUAGUAGUGAAAAGGUCGUAAUGUGCUUGCUCUUAUCCAAACAUUUUUGCGAAGGCUAGCACACAUAACGUAACAAGAUAUUCUAUUAUGUUGUUUGAUUGGCAGUGCUAGUUUACCUUCUAUUUGUUUAAUAUAAUUUCUAGCAACAACACCAGGAGCAAAUACGACAACACCUUCUCCAACUACAUCACCUACAACAACAGGUAACUAGGCCUACUUGAAUAUUAAAUGGUCAGAAAGUAAAACAAAUCUUCAGAAAAUCUCUCUGAUCGCGUAUACGCUAGUCAUGAAGGACUUCAAGUAAGAUGGUUUCGAGGAGGGAUCUAGAUCCCAUUUCCCAUGCAGUCCACUUUUUUUCUAAAUCCCAUUUCCCAACUAUUUUUUUACCAAAUCUUAGUUCCAGCUGUAAAGUUAAAAGGUAUCUUCUUCUGAUCCUACCUGAGAGAUGUCAUGUGUUGCACGCUUGCAUCAUUUUGAGGAGCGAAUUUUGACUCAGUAGUUGUUUGGGCAUGUCCCUGGUCUGAGUCUUGCAUUACUUAAUGUACUAUUGUUCCCAGUAAACUGCGAAACGACCGUUUUUUAAGCGGUUUGUCAGUGACAGUUUUGUCAAUUACGAAGGAAAUAUUUGUGUACCUCGUGAUCACAAUUUGUUGCAAGCGGCGUGUGAAAAACUGUCAGUUUCAGUUUGACAGUUCUGACAGUUAAAUGAGUUUCUAAUUUUAUUUUCCAAUCAGAUGCGUAGUUUUGAAUUUUAAAUCAAAUCUACGCACCUGAUUGGACAAUAAAAUUAGAAACCAUUUAACUGUCAGAACUAUCAAACUGAAACUUGCAGUUUUUCACACUCCGCUUGCAGCGAAUUGUGAUCACGAGGUACACAAAUAUGUCCUUCGUAAAAAAACGCUCGUUUCGCAGUUUACUGGGAACAAUAGUAUUUGACUCUGUUAUAGUUUUGUUUCUACGAAACGCCGCAGAAUUUCUUUGGGUAAUCCAAAUUUCACUUCUAGUUAAAAUAAACCAAUGGAGAAUAGCCAUUAACACUAGAAGUAGAAUUUAAAAGGAACAGACUAGAUCUGAUAACGUUACUUCUGAUGAAUAAAGUAAAAAUGGAACCAACCUGCAAAUUUAAAGCUUUAUUUCAAAAUAAUCAAUCAGUUUUCACAACAUUCUUGUCAACUGUGAACUAUCCAACUUCUUUACCGGAUCCAAGCACAAAGAAAGUGCAUACCAAAAACAGCUUUUUACCCACAACCUUGGAAAUAUCAAGAUUUUGUUGGCAUCUCACUCGAUUGAAUAAUAUUUGAAGAGUUUUGUACUGUAAAUAGAAAUUAUCGAGUGUAAAUUUUAUAUAAAUGUAUAUCAGAUUAUAGCUAACAUGAUUUCUCUUUUAACGAGUAUUUUCUUUGGUAUUUAGCACAAGCAGAUAAAGGAUUUCUCAUCUACAACAUUGCGCAUAACAAAUGCAUCUCAAUUGAAAAUGAAAAGAUCACCGCAAAAUCGUGCAAACCACUGACAGAUAAACAAAGAUGGCGGUGGACACAAUAUAACCAACUUCAAAAUAUUCUCAAUCAAACAUUUCUCAGCGUACGUGAAAUGCCAGUAGACUGGGUCCGCUUGAAAUUGUCCACGUGUAAUCGCCAUGACAAAUAUCAAGUGUGGGUGUGCGUAAAUGACUUAGUCAGGUUAAAUGGAACAAUACUAAAUGUGAAUUAUGGCAAUGCCCAAGGAAGAGGCAAUGUUGUGUUGUACCAGGGGAUUAAGAUGUGGAGUAAGUGGAGAGUCUAUGGAGAAGACGUGCGUGUGUGCGAAAAACGGAAAGGUAUAUUGAAGACUAGGAUACCAAAAGGAAGCGAAGUGCUACCCGUUAAUUUAAAGAUGAUUCCCACUCCGUUAUGCGCAUCAGUUCUGCUCAUAAUAAAGGGAGACCCCCACCGAUAUAAACAUUGCCCAAAUGUAGAGUUUAUAUUCAUUUACAAGCAUAGCGAACCAGAAAAGUGUUAGAUAUUCAGUUAGUAUAUCAUAUUUUACAAAUAUAGCAGUUCAAAACGUAAACAAAGUUCGCGCAUGCGCACAGGAGUGGACAUCAUCUUUAACCUGCUCAUGGGCAUAGCACACAGGGAAAUAAUAUACACUUAAUGUCUGCUCCCGAGGGAAAUAGAAAAACCAAAACUAUAUAAUCUAUAACUCACAGUGGCCAAAGUCUAUUCAACUGCUGUCUUCACUCGGAGCGCCGCAGAUACAUGUAAGUAGAGUUGUCUUGUGUUGUACAAUUGAAUCAUUUCAAGGAGCGAGUUUUCAUUCGACAGUUGUUAGGGCAUGUGCACAUGCUUCUAACUUUUGCAUCUCUGUUCUAGGUCUUGCAACGCUUAAUGUAUUUGACUUCGUUAUAGUUUUGUCUUAAUCGUGUGUUUGGGUAAUCCAGUUUUCGCUUCUAGAUAAAGUAUAAUUCUGUAAACUUAAAAGGUAUCCUCUUCUGAUCCUAUAUACCUUAAUGUUGACAAUCUCUCCUAUAACAUAUAAUUAUAUAAUUUUCAUGCUUACCCAAACAUGCAUGUCUGUUUUAUUAAGUAUUUUCCUUGUAUUACUUCUAUCAUUAUGCUGUUGUAUGUUUUGAGUGUUUUACAAUACUUGCACUUUUACCACACCUUCACUUUUGGUCCAACUUUACUGCUUUACAACCUGAAUGCAACAACCGUGUUUUUCCAAAUACAACUUGUGACAAUUAAAAUUUACCUGUGUGAAACGUUGUUAAAUUAAGAAUGUUUGUCCGAACGUCACUUUACGACUGGCUGUGGUACGACCUUCGUGAAACGUAAAAGUGCACUACAUUGUUUUUUAUAUGCCAGUGGCCACCAGGUGUUCAUGUGAUCGACUUCAUUCUUUGACUUGUUUUGUAUUCCUUCUUUCCACACGUAAUGUUUGAAGUUCAGUUCUGUUUCUUAUUAAAAUUAAUGGUAAUGCAUGCGAAUCUUUAAUUUGUAGUUAAAUGUAAAUACUGUAUAAUGUAUAAUGCUUUAACACUUACCAAUAGUAAACAUGAAACAAUGUUUAAUGGAACAUGUGGGCGAGGGGUUGUUGAAUGUAUGCAUUUCUAGUUGCAUUAGUAUAAAUGAAGCAGUAGUUCUAUUAUCCUGUUUUAUUGUGCUAGUUUACCUUCUAGAAUUAUGGAAAACUAUAUUCAUGUUUCUAAACAGACUGUUGGGAAGAUUGCUUUGAGAUUGUUGUUAAUUAACCUAGCAUUAAGGUGACCAGCUUUUGAAAAAACGACCCCUGUUUAACUGUGUAGUUUACCUUAUGUUUGCUUAACAUAAUUUCUAGCAACAUCCACACCAGGAGGAAAUACGACAACACCUUCUCCAACCACACUGCCUACAACAACAGGUAAAUACUUGAAGAUUGAAUUUGUUAAAAAAUAAAUUAAAUCUUCAGAAAAUCUCUCUGAUCGCCUAUACCCAGUCGUGAAGGACUGUUACAAUUAAGAGGGUCCUAAAGUAGGGGCUAGAUCCCAUUUGCCAGUCCUCUUUUUUCUAAGUCCCAUUUUCCAACCAAUUUGUUUACCAAAUCUUAGUUAAAGCUGUAAACUUGAAAGGUAUCUUCUGAUCCUACCUCUUAACUACAUUUUCCCCCCACAACUUUGUAGAUUGUAAAAUUUGUAGAUUGUAAAAAAUACUUGAUUCUGAUUGGCUAAGAAGAGUACAACUUUACAAAGCAUUACCAAGAAACGAAAUAGUGCUAGAAAAUACAGUGCUAAAAAAAAAGAAAUACGUAUCAGAAAAUACAGUGAUAAAAAAAGAGAAAUACGUGGCAAACGCCAAAACAAAAGACAUUUCGAUUUAAAAUUUCGACUUUUCACGUUCGAAAACUUGUAUUUAGUUGUUGUGCCCUUCAAAUGAAUGAGUGAGCAAAUUAUUCAUUUCGCACGUGUUUACUGCAUGUAAGUUACAAUGAAGUUGCUUCUGCAUGAAUUUUUUUUCAUCAAUAUUAAUACUUUAUUGGUAAUAGUACAUUCUCUCGUCCAAUUUAGCGGAAAAACAAACACUCGCAAGCAAGGAAAACCCGCGUUCAUUGUAAUGUUGGCGUCAUUUAAGAAUACUUCAUGUUGAAACAAUGUUUGGAACAUGUGGGCGAGGGGUUGUUACAUGCAUGCAUGCAUGUAUUUCUAGUUGUAAUAGCAUAAAUGCAGCAGUAUGAAAUGAUGGAAUGUAUAAAAUUAAUAACCUAUUCUAUUAUCCUGUUUUAUUGUGCUAGUUUACCUUCUGGUGCUUAAUAUAAUUUCUAGUAACAAUACCACCAUGGGGAAAUACGACAAUACCUUCCCUAGCUACACCACCUACAACAACAGGUAAGUACUUGAAUAUUGAAUGGUUAAAAAGUAUAUUAAAUCUUCAGAAAAUCUUCCUGAUCGCGUAUACCCCAGUCGCGAAGGACUGUUGCAACUAAGCUGGAUUAGUGCUAACCUUGGGUUACAAUUUUACGCGCUGUUUUUGUUUGAGUACAUUUGCACUUCCGUUUAAUUCAAACCUUUGGAAAAUAAAACUUUUAUUGAUCCAGGCAUGAAUUUUUAUUGAUACAGGCAUGAUGGAAAACUAUAUUCAUGUUUCUAAACUGGCUGUUGGGAAAAUUGCUGUGAGAUUUUUGUUAACCUAGCACUAAAGUGACCAGCUUUUGAAAAACACGGCCCCUGUUUAACUGUGUAGUUUACCUUAUGUUUGCUUAAAAUAAUUUCUAGCAACAUCAACACGAGGAGGAAAUACGACAACAACUUAUCCAACCACACUACCUACAACAACAGGUAAGUACUUGAAGAUUGAAUUUGUUAAAAAAUAAAUUAAACCUUCAGAAAAUCUUUCUGAUCGCGUACACCCUAGUCGUGAAGGACUGUUACAAUUAAGAGGGUCCAAAAGUAGGGUCUAGAUCCCAUUUCCCCAGUCCUCUUUUUUCUAAAUUCCAUUUUCCAACCAAUUUUUUUAAAUCUUAGUUCAAGCUGUAAACUUGAAAGGUAUCUUCUCCUGAUCCUACCUCUUAACUAUACAUUUACCCACAACUUUGUAGAUUAAUAAUGUACUAAAAAAUACUAGAUUCUGAUUGGCUAAGGGGUACACAAUUUUGCAAAGCAGUACCAAGAAACAAAAUAGUGCCAGAAAAUACAGUGCCAAAAACAAAUACGUGGCAAGCGCCAAAAAAAAAAGACAUUUCGAUUUUUCACAUUCGAACACUUGUAUUUAAUUGUUGUGCUAUUCAAAUGAGUGAGUAAAUUAUUCAUUUCGCACGUGUUUAAUGCACGCAAGUUACAGUGAAGUUGCUUCUGCAUGAAUUUUUUUUCCAUCUAUAUCAUUCAUACUUUAUUAGUAAUAAAUUUCUCGUCCAAUUUAGCGGAAAAAACACUCGCGAGCAGAGAAAACCUGCGUUCAGUGUAAUGUUAUAAUUGGCGUCAAUUAAGAAUACUUGCAUGUAUUUCAAUUCUAGUUGCAUACAUGCAUGUAUUUCUAGUUGCAAUAGCAUAAAUGCAGCAGUAUGAAAUGAUGGAAUGUGUAAAAUUAAUAAGCUAUUCUAUUAUCUUGUUUUCUUGUGCUAGUUUAACCUCUGCAUGCUUAAUAUAAUUUCUAGCAACAACACCAGGAGGAAAUAUGCCGACAAUACCUUCGCUAGCUACACCACCUACAACAACAGGUAAGUACUUGGAUACUGAAUGGUUAAAAAAUAAAUUAAAUCUUCAGAAAAUCUUCUUGAUCGCGUACGACCCAGUCGUGAAGGACUGGUACAAUUAAGCUGGAUUAGCGCUAAGCCCAGGUUACAAUUUUACGCGCUGUUUUAGUUCGCGUACAUUUGCACUUGUGUUUAUUUCAAACCUUUGGAAAAUAAAGCUUCUAUUGAUCCAGGCAUGAAUUAUGGAAAACUAUAUUCAUGUUGCUAAACAGACUGUUGGGAUUAGUGCUUUGAGAUUGCCGUUAAAAUAGCAUUAAGGUGACCAUUGACCAGCUUUUGAAAAGCUCGUCCCUGAUUAAUUGUGUAGUUUACCUUCUGUUUGCUUAAUAUAAUUUCUAGCAACAUCAACACAAGGAGGAAAUACGACAACACCUUCUCCAGCUAUACCAAUAGGUAGGUGUCAGGGUGCGAUAAUUCGUGUACUUAUUACGGUCUGGUUCUUCUUUGUUUUCAGCCACGUACCAUGUAGGUACGCGGAACUCUUGCUAUCUGCGUACUUACUUUUUGCUAAUACCACAUGACCUUUCCAAGCCCAAGGUAUUCAUAAUUUCAUACUGCAGUUUAGUUGGUAUAUCAUGUGUCUGAGAUGUCUUGACUUGAAACAUGAUUGGACUGAUGGCACUAAGAAAUGUUGGAGUCGAUUGUUUGUGUACAAUAUGCGUUUGUUUAUAUCUGAACAUACAGUACUUUUCAGAAACCUGUACUUUAUGAACAUUUAUUUUAAUGACUGUAAGUAUACAUUGAGUACUGCGUUUGUACUAGCGCAAGUACGCGGCAACAACCAUGGGCGUACCAGUCAAAUACGACCAAAAAUAUUGAAUUAUCGCACCCUGCAGGGUAUAUUUGAAGACUGAAUGGUUAAAGAACGAAUUAAAUCUUCAGAAAAUCUUCCUAAUCGCGUAUGCCCCAGUCAUGAAAACCUACUGCUAUACAAUUUGGGGUAUAGAUCUCAGUAGUUGCAUCUCCAGCAACAAAAGCGUUGUUAUAGAUCUGAUAGCGUUACAUAUGACAAUGAAUAAAGAAAAAUCAAUGGUUUAUUUCAAAAUAAUCAUUCAGUUUUCACAAACUCCUUGUAAACUGUGAAAAGGCCAAAAGUAGCAAAAAGGCCAGUUAUUUGGCCUGCAAGAGCAACUUACCAACCCUGACGCCAGUCUAUAAUAAACCAUCUCCCCUGAAAGUACAAAAAUGGGUGUUUGUUGCACAUUUACGUGCCUUGCAUUUGUUUAGAUUGGCGUCCAACUUCGUUAACGGAUCCAAGCACAGAGAAAGUGGAUACCAAAAGCGACAAGGGCAUACUUUAUGCACUGUACAAAGAGGCAAGAGAAUAUAUAAAAUAUUAUGUACAGUAG